UCAGUUUCAAUAAUUUCGCGAUGAUGUCUAGUGCAUUGGAAUCCAUUCUACUGUCCACGAAGUACUAUGCCCCGGAGUCGUGGGUUCCGGGCAAAUCGACUGAAAUUGCCAGACAGAUCAAUGGGUUCGUGCGCGACUCCAACGAGGCGGCCAUGCUGAUCGCCUAUAUGAUCUGUGAUAGCAACGGAUUCAGGGUGACCAUUGAAUCGGGUGGAGCAGGAACAUUUCACGCUCCCUACUAUGGUCGCGGUUACAUCAAGCUAUGCUGGAGAAGCAACUAUGAGGAGGCGUCCCGAGAUCUCUGCGAUCCGCGUAUUCUUCAUAAUCCGGAUGUUAUCAACAGUAGCGUUGAGUUGUGCACCCGUGUGUCUAUUUGGUACUGGGAGAAAAAAAUUCGGCCAGUGUUGGCUAGAUCAGCUAGGAAAACUUUCUUCGAUGUUACCAAAAUAUUCAAUCCGGGAGCGGAUAAAGGAUCCACCUAUGUUGCGGAGCGUUACAGCGUUUAUUGCCAGGCGGCUAGAGUGUUGGGAGUUACAAAUUUGAUUCCCUGUGCGUGAGAAUGCCGUAGCGCGUAGUGUAUUUAUUUUUAAAUAAUAUGUUCCCAACUCGUCAUUCCAUUAUUCAAUCAAUGCUGGAAGUAUUAUUGAAAUGAGUUAGAAAUUUCAUUGAAAUCUGCCUACAAAUUUGCCCAAAUAGGAUAAUGGAUUUCUUCAAUGGGAUAGUUUGGCCUACUUUCAAUGAUCAUCGAAAUAAAAAGAAAUACGUAAUUGCUAUGGAUGUCAUAAAACUAAGCAUAGCUAAGUGCCCUUGAAGAUUAUGGCAAUUGUAAUGUUGAAUUUGUAUUUUUAAAGAUAUCAAAAAGUAUCUGUUCAAGUAUAAAGGAUAGCUUCGGUGCUGCAUGCAGAUUUCUACAAACUUCAAAAAUGCCUGUUAGUGUGGAAAAUAAUGAAAAUAAUGAU
Wyeomyia smithii (pitcher-plant mosquito) is the source of this 959-nucleotide messenger RNA. RefSeq lists its product as uncharacterized. Gene Ontology annotation, biological process: cell wall macromolecule catabolic process; chitin catabolic process. The transcript has a single exon. Gene Ontology annotation, molecular function: chitinase activity. Lineage: Eukaryota; Metazoa; Arthropoda; Insecta; Diptera; Culicidae. Bases 21 to 557 code for a protein of 178 amino acids. The record is from RefSeq and is a predicted model, not a curated record.